Molecule: messenger RNA, 5404 nt
Organism: Phacochoerus africanus (Common warthog)
Lineage: Eukaryota; Metazoa; Chordata; Mammalia; Artiodactyla; Suidae
Gene: SPTY2D1
Product: SPT2 chromatin protein domain containing 1
Exons: 6
Coding region: 153-2204 (683 amino acids)
Biological process (GO): nucleosome assembly; regulation of DNA-templated transcription
Cellular component (GO): nucleolus
Molecular function (GO): histone binding; DNA binding
Source: RefSeq, a predicted model, not a curated record
AGACGGCAUUGCUAAGCGCCGGAAGUGGUCGUGCAUAGGAGGGGUAGGAGAGAGGCUAGCCAAGCAGUUCAUUCGGCUGUUGCUGGUCGCCUCGGUAAGGCGUGUUUCCACCCCUCUCCGAGCGUCUGGCCCAGUUCUCCGCCUCGGCCAGAAUGGACUUCAGGGAGAUUCUCCUGAUAGCUUCCAAAGGACAAGGUGUCAAUAAUGUGCCAAAACGAUACAGUUUGGCAGUGGGGCCUCCCAAAAAAGACCCAAAAGUUAAGGGUGUCCAGUCGGCAGCUGUCCAAGCUUUUCUCAGAAGAAAAGAAGAGGAACUUAGACAAAAAGCCUUAGAAGAGAAAAGAAGAAAAGAAGAACUGGUAAAAAAGCGAAUUGAGCUAAAACAUGACAAAAAAGCAAGAGCUAUGGCCAAGAGGACAAAGGAUAAUUUCCAUGGCUACAAUGGGAUUCCUGUUGAGGAAAAGUCAAAGAAGAAGCAGGCAAUGCAAAGCCACACUAGCCAGGGAACAGACCAAGAGUAUGAGAUGGAAGAAGAGGAUGCAUUCUUUGAAUACAAUCAAGCAGAGUCAGAGCAGGAGUACGAGGAAGAGGAAGAACCUCCCAAAGUUGAAAGCAAACCAAAGGUCCCCCUUAAAAGUGCCCCACCACUUAUGAACUUCACUGAUCUACUCAGGCUGGCUGAAAAAAAGCAGUAUGAACCAGUGGAGAUAAAGGUAGUGAAGAAGACAGAAGAGAGGCCUAUGACUGCAGAAGAACUUAGGGAGCGAGAAUUCCUUGAACGAAAGCGUAGGAAAAAGAAACCUGAAACAGAUGCAAGAUUACCUCCAGUCAAAAAAGUACCCUCUCAGAAAGAAAGAGUAGGCCCAAAACCUGGCAAAGGUUCUGAAGACAAGCAUCCUUCUUCCAAGGGUACUCCCUUUCUUCAUCCUGAGAAGAAAGCUAGACUCAGCACAGCUAAUGAGAAACACUUGCAUCUGUCUUCAUCCAAAUUGAUGCCAGCAGAAAGGACCAAAGUAGCAUCUGGCAAUUGCCCCCAACCCUUGCUUCGUGAGGGCCGUGACAGACCUGUUUUCAAUGGGACUGGAAAGCCCCACUCCAGCACCUAUUCACCCAGUGUCCCAAAGACUUCUGCUAAAGGGACUCAGAACCUAUCUGCUACUGAGCACAAAGCCAAAAAAUCUCCUCCUCAUCCUAGCCAUUCCAGGCCUGGGCCCAUGGUCACCCCACACAAUAAGGCCAAGAGUCCAGGUGCCAGGCAGCCAGGUGGCAGCUCCGGUUUAGCCCCUGGCCGGCCUACCACAGGGCCUGCUCGGCCCAUAGUUAGUUCUGGCUCUGUGCCCAGGCGCCAGAAUGGCAGCUCCAGCUCAGGACCUGAGCGAUCAGUCGGUGGGAUCAGGAAGCCAGCCAGUAACUUAAAUCCUCCAGGACGGACAGUCAGUGGUACAGGUGGCCUUGGACGACCUGCAAGCAGCUCCAGUGGCCCCGGAAGACCCAUCGGUGUCUCCAGUGGUUCUGGGAGAUCUGUGGGCAGUGCUGGUGGCCCUGGGAGGCCUGCAAGCGGUCCACAUGACCUUCGACGACCAGUGAGUGGCUCAGUCCCCCCUGGGCGGUCAAUCAAUGGCCCUGGGCGAUCAGUAAGUGGCCCGGUCCCAGCAGGACGCACUGUCAGCAGUUCAGGUCCUGGAAGACCAGUGAGCAGCUUGGGACCUGGGCGAACAGUUAGUACCUCAGGUCCCCCUCUAAGGCCUAAAUGCACUGUUGUCUCAGAAACAAUUUCUUCCAAGAAUAUAAUCAGCCGGUCCAGCAACGGACAGAUGAAUGGAAUGAGGCCUUCCUUAUCUGGCUACAGACCUGCCCAAGGUCCCCAAAGGCUUCCUUUCCCUAGUGGUUACAAAAGGCAGCGAGAAUUUGAAGAGGAGGAAGAUGAUGAUGAAUAUGACUCUGAAAUGGAAGACUUUAUUGAAGAUGAAGGAGAACCUCAGGAAGAAAUAUCCAGGCACAUUCGAGAAAUCUUUGGCUAUGACCGAAAAAAAUACAAAGAUGAAAGUGAUUAUGCCUUACGUUACAUGGAGAGUAGUUGGAAAGAGCAGCAGAAAGAAGAAGCAAAGAGUUUAAGACUAGGCAUGCAAGAAGAUUUAGAGGAAAUGAGACGUGAAGAAGAAGAAAUGAGACGUCGAAAGGCCAAGAAGCUGAAGAAGCGUUAGCUGUGGCUUUUAUUUAUGUUUGUGAAUUCUAGAGACAGUCUGCCACAAGGAAGUCCUGCUUUCAGACUGAAGAAGCCCCUUAUCAUUUUAAAUACUCAAGGAAAAGGAAUGCAUACUGUCAUCUAUCUGCAGGCUGUCGUUUGAGUGAAAGUAUUUUCAUAUACUUUCCAGGGUGCAAUCUGUAAUGCAGAUGAUAUAACGCCCAGUGAGUGCUCUUACGAAGCUCACUGUUCACAGGUGCCAGCCCUGAUCCUGCUGAGCUAUGCACUCUAAUGUGGGGCCGCUCACAAGUCAGCCAAUCUCAUAUUAUUCCUUUGCUACUCUAAAAAGGAAGAAAAGGAUUGCCUGUUUACUUCCAUAAUUCUGCUGAUGUGUGAGUACGGCACUGCCUGGCUCCCAAUCAAAUUUACUUUUUUGUUUUGUGAGGAACCUGGUCCUUCCAUGAAUGCUGCCAGCAAUAAAGUGACCUGUCCUAAUCUGUAUGUUUGGAUUGAGAACUUACAAAUGUAGAGUAGGUGUUAUAUGGAUGUCAUUUCUGUGACUUUGAGGUAAAAAAGUAGAAUAAAUUGUAUUCUGCAUUUAUUCAUGGAUUGGAUGCUGAGCAUUCUUAUUCACUAAUUUAGGUAAUUAGGCAAUUAAAAAAAAACGUUUCCAGGUUAAAGUACAAUUACGCGAUUUUGUGUAAGAACAUUCUUUUCCAAGAUACACUUUCAGAUUUACUGUUACGUUGGCUUUAGCAUAAAAUAGACAGGGUCACUGUGCUGAUUGAUUUUUAUCUAAAAGAUUCAUUUUUAUAUUGAUGAAAAAUACUUAUUUUAUUCAAACAGAUUUAGAAGAGUAAUAGUUUAAAGAAGGAAGUGACAUGUGAGGCUCCCCUCCUCCCCAUUUGCCUCUCCUAUUAUAUAUUUUGGAAUCCAAGGUGCCCCAUACCUUUUGGUAUUAAUGACUUUGCAUUUUUAUCUUAAAUUCCUUAACAAUUAAUGGCAAAAACCAAAAACUAAAUUCACGUGUAUCAGGACCACCACCUUCUCUCCUUGCCCAUAUUGCACUUUUAUUUCAAACUAUGCACUGUGAAGAGAUUUUAUUCCCAGGUAGAAAAGGAUGUUCCCUGUUUCUGGUAUUUUACUAGGCUGUGGAACUUCUUCAUUCUCACCCUUCUUCAAGUCAUAAUAGACUUGUAUCUCUUAAGCCUCAAGUCCAGGCAAUUCCAAUCAGGCUGACCUAGUAUCUGGCUGGAGAGAAGCCAAGUCAGCAACAGAAAAUGAGAUAUGAUGCUAGAGAAUAUCUGUCCUUGACUCUGAGUGGAGGGUUGGGGACAGUGAGACAUAAGCUUGUAGAACAGUUCUACAAUGAACAUUGUGGCCAUCUUAAGCCAUUGGUCAGUGGGGAUUAGGAAGUAGGAGAGGUUAUCCUACAAGAAUCCUUACUCUUCAACAGGUCUAGAAGCUGUUUUUUGUAUAUUCCUCUUUAUCCAUAAAACCUUCUUUUAUCCUCGAGUUUGGAUGUUAUGGAUUACCACCAUUAGCCUUCCUUACUGGGAUGACCAAGUGACUCAGUCCUUCUAAGACUGACGCAUUUUGAAUUGAGUUUCAAACUUUAAAAAUGCGAGGAUUUAAUUUUGAAGUUGAAUCCUAAGAAAGGUAUCUCCAUCACUAGGAAUAACACCCUUCUAAUGAUCACAUAGCACUGUUAAACACUGGUGGCAGAAAAUCCUAUUGACUGCCUCUCACCUAUUUCAGAUACUUUCAGUGAAAUCCAUUCAAGAGUAGCGUGAUAUUCCAGGUAAUAAAACAGGUUUGGAACUUUUAUUUCUUUGGCUGUCACUUAACGUGCUUUUUUUCUCCCCCUUCAAAUAUUUGCUUGAAUAUAUUUCUUUCAAUAUUCAGACUCUGUGAAAUCUGUAAUUACAAUCAAGUGCUUGUCACAGCUGAAAGAUUUCUGGUGGCUUAAAGCUCACUAGCACUUUACUCAAUGAUUUUGUGCAGUUAUUUGUACAGAAGGUACCGUUGUGCUAGCUAAAAGUUCCAGAACUUGGUAGAAAGAGUCAUGUUGUGUCCUUGUGUGUCAUCACUUCUAGGUGCAUUUCCUCUAUAAUACAGAUGUUGAUUUCAGUUUUCUUCAGCGUCAGCAUUAUAAAAGGGCACUUCUGUUGCUCAUUAGAAAAAAAAAAAUGUUCCGAAUCUGUCAGUCUUGGCCUUGUUUCCAAAUCCUGUCUUCCAUUUUAUUCUGCAAUUCCCGACCCCUCUUAUAAAAAGCUCACCAACUUUUGAAGAAACUGGAAUAGGCUGUUAUUUCAUCAAGGUUUACACAUGAAGUGCUUGGUUUUUAAUGUAUCCUCUACUGUUUUGAUUUUCAGAAUUUAUUAAUAUUUGAAGAUGUGCCUUUUAUUGGGUAAUGUUAAGUCACGAAUGUAGUAAUGUUAUUUCGCUCUUGUAAUAAUGUUACGUGAUCAUGGAUGCAGCAUUCUCUAACAUGAUGUGAAGGGAAAAGUAGUUUUCUUAAAACUCAUGUGGCUCUGAUUGCACAGUCCCACUUGCUGUAGACACUGCUACAUCAAAGCAGGGGGCACUUUCUUUAAAGGCUACUUUCAGAACUUGUCUUUGUAUUUUCUCUAAACUAUAAAUGCAGUUAUGUCCAUUUGGGGGCCAGGGUACCACGUGUCACAGGCAGCCUUACAUGUGUGUCGUGGGAAGGUUCAAAGACUGUUAAGAAAGAAGAAAGUCUAUGGGAACUCAAAAUUUCAUUUUUUAAUGUAAUCCCCAGAUCUUCUCCAAGAAAUAAAUUACUCUUUUGUAUUUUGUAACUUAAAAGCAGCUAUUAGUACAUUUCUGAGAUAUAGCAGGAGACCAAAACAUGUUUGGAAAGAGAAUAAAUAUAUGAAGAGAGACUGGUUGUUUUAUUUUCAAUGUGCUGAAAUAUAUUAGACUACUAUUUAUUUUGUGAGUGGAUAUGAUGAAGUAAAUAUUCAGGUGUUUAGUGUAUGAUUAAGAGUGAGAUAUAGAUUUCUUUGGAGUUAUUAAAUCCAUCCUGUCUUUUACAAAAUGGACAAAUCAAGUUUAAAGAAACAUUUACAUAGCAUAGCUUGUUUUCUGGUGCUGUUGACCUGCAAGAGAAUCUACUUUUGCAUAUACAGAUAAAAGUUUUGCAAUUUAUGUAUUAAAGAAAUUGUAGGCAUUAAAAAUAUUUUAUUGAUAUUUUCA